GAAAUUUUAAUCAGUGCUAGAGACAUCACUUGAAUACAAUCUUGGUAAUACAUAGCCAUCAUCACCUCAAUGACUCCAAACUUAUAGUACAAAAAAUUAUGGGGAGAAAACUAAGAAAGAUUCGCCUUUUUUCAGUAACAACACAUACUAAGGACAAAAAUCAUCCUUACAACAAUUAUUGGUCCAAAAGUAUUACUGGAUGUUAUAAAGUCACUGCUCUAUUCUUGUUUAUGUGACCAUCUAGCUGAACUAUGGAAAGUAAGAAAUUGUUGUUGGUAAUAAUAUUGUCUAUGCUUUUAGUUUUUGAAAAAGGGGCGUCGACGACAGUAACUUAUGAUCACAAGGCAUUGGUUAUUGAUGGAAAGAGGAGAAUUUUGCAAUCAGGAUCAAUACAUUAUCCAAGAACUACACCUGAAAUAUGGCCAGAGAUCAUUAGAAAGGCUAAGGAAGGCGGAUUGGACGUGAUAGAGAGUUAUGUUUUCUGGAAUUAUCAUGAACCUGUCAAAGGAGAGUACUACUUUGAAGGCAGGUUUGACCUUGUACGGUUUGUGAAGACAGUACAAGAAGCUGGCCUAUACGUGCAUCUCCGUAUAGGUCCAUAUGCCUGUGCUGAAUGGAACUAUGGGGGCUUCCCUAUGUGGCUACACUUUAUCCCUGGAAUAAAGUUUCGAACAACAAAUGAACUUUUUAAGAAUGAAAUGAAACUCUUUCUUGCCAAGAUUGUUGAUCUUAUGAAGGAUGAGAACCUCUUCGCUACACAAGGAGGUCCAAUCAUACUCGCUCAGGUUGUUUCUUUCAUCUUUGUGAUGAUGGAUGUCUUUGUGGUAGAAAAUGAGUAUGGAAAUGUUGAAUGGGCAUAUGGAGUCAGCGGAGAGCUAUAUGUAAAAUGGGCUGCAGAAACUGCUGUUAAUCUUAAUACGACCGUCCCUUGGGUGAUGUGUGCACAAGAAGAUGCACCUGAUUCAGUUAUAAACACAUGUAAUGGAUUCUAUUGUGAUCGCUUCACUCCAAAUUCCCUGUCCAAGCCAAAGAUGUGGACAGAAAACUACGUUGGAUGGUUCCUUGCAUUUGGUUAUCCUGUUCCUUUUCGACCUGUUGAAGACUUGGCUUUUGCUGUAGCACGUUUUUUUGAAACUGGUGGUACAUUUCAAAAUUAUUACAUGUAUUUUGGUGGCACCAAUUUUGGUCGAACAGCUGGAGGUCCUCUAGUAGCAACAAGCUACGACUAUGAUGCCCCCAUAGAUGAGUAUGGUUUCAUAAGUCAGCCAAAGUGGGGCCACCUACGCGAUUUACACAAGGCUAUAAAACACUGUGAAGAAUAUUUGGUCAAUGCAGAUCCAAUUCAUUUGUCCCUUGGUCUGAAACUUGAGGCACAUGUAUAUUACAAGAGCUCCAAUGACUGUGCAGCCUUCCUUGCUAACUAUGGUAACAGUUCAGAUGCAAAUGUUACAUUUAAUGGGAAGUCAUAUUUUCUUCAUGCUUGGUCUGUUAGCAUCCUUCCAGACUGUAAGAAUGUCAUAUUCAACACGGCGAAGGUUGUUUCACAAAAAACGACAGGAAGUACAGCAUUUACUCACAACACGGUUACUAUUGAAAAUUCGCUGGAGUCAGAUCCUUGGGGCUGGUACCAAGAAAAAGUUGGCAUCGCGAAUAAUCAUUCGUUUGCAUCACCGCGCUUACUAGAGCAGAUAAAUACAACAAAGGAUACCAGUGAUUUCCUUUGGUAUACAACAAGUAUAAAUGUGGAGGAGAACAUCAAGAAGAGGAAAGCCAAAGAAUUGCAGUUAAUGGUUGGAAGCUUAGGACAUGCAGCUCUUGUUUUUGUAAACAAGAAACCAGUUGGAUUUGGCUAUGGUAAUCAUGAUGAUGCAAGCUUUGUGCUAAGUAAGAAAAUCCAUCUUAAGCAAGGAAACAACACAGUGGACAUAUUGAGCAUGAUGGUUGGUUUGCAGAACUAUGGACCAUGGUUUGACAUCUCUGGAGCAGGUGUAUUUUCUGUUAUCUUCAGUGAUUUGAAGAAUUCCAAGAAUUUUUCUUCUACAGAAUGGAUCUACCAGGUAGGUCUUGAAGGUGAGUAUCUUGGACUUGAUAAAGUUAGUCUUGCAAAUAGUUCUCUGUGGAUUCAGGGGAGUUCUGUCCCAGUACAUCAGAGUUUGAUAUGGUACAAGACAAGUUUUUCUCCUCCAGAAGGAAGAGGCCCUAUAUCGCUAAAUCUGUCAAGUAUGGGUAAAGGUCAGGCAUGGGUAAAUGGGCAGCAUAUAGGGAGAUACUGGUCUUCUUAUCGUUCACCCUCAACAGGCUGUUCUGAUAAUUGUGACUACAGAGGAGCUUAUGAUUCAUGGAAAUGUUUGAAGAAAUGUGGUCAACCUGCUCAAGUGUUGUACCAUGUACCACGCAGUUGGUUAAAGCCAGAAAAGAACUUGCUUGUGCUGCAUGAAGAGCUUGGUGGUGACCCUUCAAAAAUAUCUUUCUCAACGCGAUCUGGGCAAACAAUUUGUGCUCAUGUAUCUGAGUUAGAUCCUCCACCUGUUGAUACUUGGAAGACAGACAAAGAUCAAACAUCUCAAGAACCUUCAUUGCAACUGAAUUGUGAGCAAGGAUGGACUAUCACCGCAGUUAACUUUGCUAGCUUUGGAACUCCUACAGGAGAUUGUGGAGCAUUCAUUGAAGGGAGUUGCCAUUGGGAUGUGUUAUCCAUAGUUCAUCAGGGGUGUGUGGGCAAGUCAGGAUGUUCCAUUCCUAUCACCAUGGCUAAACUUGGUGACCCAUGUCCUGGAGUACAAAAAAGUCUGGCUGUUGAAGCUUUUUGCAGUGUUUGAAUCAUCAAAUUCUAUGGUUGGUGUAGUCAUUAGCUUAGCGUGGUAACCUUCUUUGUCAAAUUUUCUGCUUCUAGCAAUCAAAUGUACUGGUCUUUGUUUUAGCCAGAGCCAGCUUUACUUCGGUACAGCCCUAAUCUUGAUGAUACAAAAGAGUUUAUAAGUCAACCUUUGCUCUUUUUUCA
Messenger RNA from Solanum lycopersicum (tomato), 3001 nucleotides. Its product is annotated as beta-galactosidase 8-like. Gene Ontology annotation, cellular component: cell wall; vacuole. NCBI's taxonomy places the organism in Eukaryota, Viridiplantae, Streptophyta, Magnoliopsida, Solanales, Solanaceae. Gene Ontology annotation, molecular function: carbohydrate binding; beta-galactosidase activity. The record is from RefSeq and is a predicted model, not a curated record. Gene Ontology annotation, biological process: carbohydrate metabolic process.